CACACACACACACACACACACACACACACUUAUGUCCCACCCCCCAACGGUCAUCGGAAGAUACAUGAACGGAGAAGAUUUGAAGUCACGUUCACAACCGAGAGAGAAAGAGGGGGGGAAACGGUAGACGGGUAGAAUGGAGAGAGGACAACUGUAAAAGAAAGUAGGCUACUUGGCAGAUCAAACUGGACAACAGACAGGUGUAACUGUUUUCAGGAUGACUGGUUACUUACAGUUUGCAAGAGUCUAACCAUUGUGAGAUGGUCAUGUAAAAGAAAAGACAAACCUCGCAUUGCUGUCACCACUGUAACCUGUGUGACGUCUAACUCGAACUGGUCAGAUGGCUGGGACACAAGCUGCUGUGCUUCCAUCCUUCAGCUCCUUCUCAAACUUUGUUCACUCUGAGGACAAUAUGAAGGAGUGGAAAUUUGAGGAUGGCGCUCUCAGUCUGGACUCUCAAACCAAGAGGACGUCACCUGGCAACACCAGUGACCAGCAGCCAGUUCUUCCUCACCUGGACGAUGAAAGUGAAACCUCAUGGGACAUGGAGUUCUUGUUGUCUGACUGGAGCAGCCCAUCACCUGAGCUGAACCCCUCUCUGGACUACAACACUCAGCAUCUUCUUCAACCGGACCAAACUGGACUCGACCAUGAUGGAGGAGGGGUGUUGACGGACCAAAUAAGUCCAGACAGGCUUCAUACGGGCAGCAGUAGCCUGAUGGUUGAGCUGCUCACCCCCUUAGAGACCAUUGGUUCAGGCAUACCAGAACUUUACAACCAACAGGUUCGGUCAUCAUCAUCAUUAUCAUCAUUCCCCAUUCAACCAAACGUGGACCAGUAUGGUUUCAACCCCGGAAGCAACCAGGAGGGACAUGGCAGAGAUAGAGCCACUGCUGUCCUCACUAAGUCCAAAUCAUGGGACUUUGGAAUGGGACACUACUACCCCCAACAACACACUUCCAUGGUGACGUUUCAAGAUGGCAGAUUCCUCCAAGCCCCUGUCUCCAUGACAACCUCUAUGACCUCUGAAUUUCGAACCCACCACUACAGCUUCCUCCAAAACUACCCCCACCACCUGGGUCUAUACCGCAGCCAGAGGGACUACAACCUCCAUGGCCACCACCACCAACAAGCUUCCUCCAACCACUUCCCCUACUCCCAGCACCAGCAGCCCCACCUAGCUAUCACCUCCUCAGGGGUUCCCCCUGGUGGCUUGGAGGGGAAGAACGGCCGCAGGACUGUGGCGAAGAAGAGAGCUGCUCUACACAGCUGUGAAUACUCAGGUUGUAGUAAGACCUAUACCAAGAGCUCCCACCUCAAGGCUCACCUCCGCACACACACAGGGGAGAAACCAUACCACUGUACGUGGGAGGGCUGUGGGUGGAAGUUUGCCCGUUCGGACGAGUUGACCCGUCACUACCGUAAACACACGGGUCAGAAACCCUACGUGUGUCUGCAGUGUCAGAGAGCCUUCUCCCGCUCAGACCACCUGGCCCUGCACAUGAAGAGACACACAUGAUGAGAGGAGUGAAGGAUGGGUAUGACUGGGGCCGUGUGAGAUCAUACACACUAAUAUGUGUGUACCUGUCUACACACACUCUCAUUCUGGUUCUCAUUCUCUCUCUCUCUCUCUCUCUCUCUCUCUCUCUCUCUCUCUCUCUCUCUCUCUCUCUCUCUCUCUCUCUCUCUCUCUCUCUCUCUCUCUCUCUCUCUCUCUCCAUCUCCAUCUCUCUUUCUCUCACUCGCACACUAAUCUAAUCAACACACACGCGGUGCACACGCAACUACUAGGUAGAGUAGGGUUAUCAUGGAUGAAGAGGAGGCGUCACUACUCAAAGAUAUACAGUGGACACACACACGUUGUCCACACACUAUAAACAGCUAAAGUAACGAAGAGUCUUACAGUUACAGACUGACUUAACACUAAAAAUAAACAUUUACAUUUCAGUCAUUUAGGAGACGCUCUUAUCCAGAGCAACUUACAGUAAGAGUUAGGUGGGACAAUCACAUAUCACAGUCAUAGUAAGUUCUCUUUUUCUCAAUAAAGUAGUUAUCAGCAAUGUCAGAGAUAGAAAGGCGGGGGUGGAGUCAAGAGCAAGUUUUGGUUCAGGAUUUUGGGAUUUCUUUAAUGUUUCUUUGAGGGGGGGGGCUCGAGGUGAGGAGGGGGAUUAUUUAAAAUAGUCUUUGAAGUUUGAAGAGGUAGGGUUUCAGAUGUUUUCUGAAGAUGGUUCCACCAUUGGGGUGUUAGGACAGAGAAGAGCUUUGACUGGGCUGAGGGGGUGCUGCCCUCCUGUAGGGGUGGGAGGGCCAAGAGACCAGAGGUGGCAGAACAGAGUACUCGGGUUGGGGUGUAGGGUUUGAGCAUAGCCUGAAGGUAGGGAGGGGCAGUUCCUCUUGCUGGUCUUGUAAUGGAGACAUCCAGUGGAAUGCAGUCUGAAAACUAGGUUAGAACAUUAGCAUCCAAAAUGUACACAAAGUUCAAAGGUCAAUACAGGCUGGGUCACAGGGGACUGUCAUUCUGGCUGAAACAUUGUAUAAGGAACUUCAUACAAAUAUGGGUUGUUUGCAAAAUCCAACACUAUAUUUAUGGAUCUUAAUAUUUCCUGUAAAUUAUCUAAAGAUUUUAUUUUAUUUUAUUAAGGCUAAGAUGUUUCUCGAAUUAAGGUUAAGAUUUGGUUAAGAUAUCAACUUUUCAUGUGGUAAAAGUUACUAGUUUCUUAAUUUCAUGGAGACAGAUCACGUCAACUGAACCACAUUGAAAAUACACCAAGCAGAUCAAUUUUGUAUAAUUUCCAAUUGAAUAAAUGUAUUUAUUUGCAAGGCUUUUCAUAUUAAUAUAAUUCAUAACUUCAUACUUUUUAUAUCACUUUGGUCAUUGAGUGCUUUAAACUUUUCUCAGAAGUUUUAUUUGUAUCAUUUGCUUAUUUAAAUUUCACUGGAUUAUUGAAUUGUUUCUAAUUUCUAAGUAAAAUGUAAGUUAAUUCAAUAAAUGUGUACACUUACGAGUGAA
Messenger RNA from Oncorhynchus gorbuscha (pink salmon), 3010 nucleotides. It is a transcript of the gene klf1, whose product is annotated as Kruppel-like factor 1 (erythroid). Lineage: Eukaryota; Metazoa; Chordata; Actinopteri; Salmoniformes; Salmonidae. The record is from RefSeq and is a predicted model, not a curated record. Bases 341 to 1519 code for a protein of 392 amino acids. Gene Ontology annotation, molecular function: DNA-binding transcription factor activity, RNA polymerase II-specific; RNA polymerase II cis-regulatory region sequence-specific DNA binding. Gene Ontology annotation, biological process: regulation of transcription by RNA polymerase II. The transcript is spliced from 3 exons.